Molecule: messenger RNA, 3024 nt
Organism: Botrytis deweyae
Lineage: Eukaryota; Fungi; Ascomycota; Leotiomycetes; Helotiales; Sclerotiniaceae
Exons: 3
Coding region: 1-3024 (1007 amino acids)
Biological process (GO): piecemeal microautophagy of the nucleus; ER to Golgi ceramide transport; maintenance of cell polarity
Cellular component (GO): plasma membrane; intracellular membrane-bounded organelle; perinuclear endoplasmic reticulum
Molecular function (GO): sterol binding
Source: RefSeq, a predicted model, not a curated record
AUGGCCGGCAUGGAGCAAUUAGAAAUUCAUAGCAAGUCGUAUAUUGUUCGAUGGGUCAAGGUUGAGGAGAAACACACAAUCUCAUGGAGUGUUCAACCGCACAAAAAGUCCAUAAACUUUGGAAUUGUCAAGCACCCAGGAACAGGGUCAUCAACCAGUGUAGCCUCCACCCCGCGACAACCCAAUUUCGACGAUGCCGUUCAUUCCCUUCAUCCAGAUUCUAGUUCGCAGAGAAGACUAUCCGCUACCACCGAUUCGAGAAACGAUUCUUCCACCGCACAAGACCAGUUGAAAGCAAAAGGUUUCAUAUUAGUUGAAUGGUGUGGGAAAUGCGAAGCAGACAAGGUAUCCAUGGGCACAUUCGCGGUGCCGGUGGGUCAUGGGGGAAUGUACGGCUUGGUAUUCGACAAUACAUUCUCGAAACAAAUAUCGAAGACUGCCACUUUCGUUCUUCUGACAUAUCCAUCUAAUUCCCCUCCCCAUUCGAGCAAUCUCCAAAAGCUACAGGGUCUGGAUGGUUCGCAUGCACAGAACAGCAGAAAGCCAAGUCCAAAUCUCUCAACCGCAGCUUCGGAGUCCGUUGAAAGUUUACAGAGUACGGCGAUGGGCAGAGGUGCUAGUAGAGGUUCUAUGAUUAGCAGGAAUGAUAGUGAAGGUGGCUUUUCAAGCUACCAUGUAGGUGUUUUACAAAAGAGAAGAAGAAAGAAGGGACAAGGCUAUGCUCGCAGAUUCUUCUCUCUGGAUUUCGCAAGUUGCACUCUAUCCUAUUACUAUAGUCGCAAUUCGUCGGCACUUCGAGGAGCCAUUCCAUUAAGUUUAGCUGCGAUUGCAGCAGAUGAGAGGAGGAGAGAAAUCAACAUCGAUUCUGGUGCUGAAAUCUGGCAUUUGAAAGCAAACAACGCCAAGGAUUUCGAGGAAUGGACCAAAGCUUUGGAGAAGGCUAGCAAUAAUGCUAGAGGCCCUAUCGGAGGGGUCGAAUUGGAAUCAAUUCCAACACCGAAUGUGGGAUUGCAAAUCAGGACCAGCUAUCUACAGGUCCCAUCAAAUAAAGAAGAAGAAAAUGAAUGGGUUCAGAUUGAAGGUCUUGUGAGUAGGAUUGUAGGAACUAGGGAUGCUGUUCGUAGAUUAUCGAAGGAUACCGCCACACCAAAUAGGCGACACUCACAUCUUCUUGGGGCACCUUCCGGAAGUCCUCUCGUCGAAGAAAGUGCUGACUAUUUUGCUCCUCAAACCAACCAAACCAGUCAAACGAAUGAAAAGAGACCUUUUUGGAAACGAAAGCCGAGUACACCCGCACCUGGUACACCGACAACGAUGCAACGCGGUGUGACCGCACAACUUGCAGUUCCAGUGCCCGCGGCAGCGUCUGCUGUUAGUGAGAUCGAUGUAAAUGGCUCAACCCCCCGAAAAUCGCGUACUUCACAUGAAGAACAGAACAUUCAUGACCAUUGCACAUCUUUACUCAAGGAUCUAGACGCAGUUCUCUCAGACUUUCAAACUUUGAUAGCUAGCAGUAAACGUCGCCGUGCAUCAAAUGCUGCACCUAUGUCUGCUAGGUCUACACACAGUAUAGAAUCAGCUUCUACAGGAGAAUUUUAUGACGCAGAGGCUGGAGAUCCGGACCAUUCACAGGUUAUGAUCAUCAAUCGCAAGAGUGGGGAAGAAGAAACUAUAAAUUCAGAAACAGAAGAGGAGAAGGAUGAUUGUGGUGCUUCUACGUCUUCUAGUGGAGGAAGUGAAGAAGUCGAACAUGUGAAUGGUGCAGCAGCACUAUUCCCAAUCAAGCCCAAAAAUCUAGAUCCUUUACCAAUCAAGGCAGCACCAAAACGUCGAAAAGCUAUUCCACCUGCAACAGUUAUGCCUCCCAGUUUGAUCGGAUUCCUUAGAAAGAACGUGGGUAAAGAUUUGAGUACUAUCAGUAUGCCAGUCUCAGCCAAUGAACCUCUAUCGUUAUUACAACGCGUGGCAGAACAGCUUGAAUAUUGCAACCUCUUGAAUACAGCCGCAGAUCAAAAGGAUCCGAUAAAAAGAUUGUUACAUGUAGCAGCAUUUGCAGUAUCACAGUUUAGUAAUAAUCGAGCUAGAGAGCGUGCUAUUCGUAAACCUUUUAAUCCUAUGCUAGGAGAAACUUUCGAGCUUGUGAGAAGCGAUCAAGAAGUUCCGGGAGGGUUUAGACUGUUGGUGGAAAAAGUCUCGCAUCGUCCGGUUCGGAUGGCUUGUCAAGCCGAUUCGGCUAAAUGGUCAUUGGGACAGUCGCCAGCUCCAACCCAAAAGUUCUGGGGGAAAUCGGCGGAACUUAUUACAGAUGGUCGUGUAAGAAUGGUUCUGAGACUUCCGGAUGGUAUUGAAGAAAGAUAUACUUGGAAUGUGGCGACUGUGUUUUUGAGAAAUGUAGUGAUGGGGGAAAAAUACGUGGAACCGGUCGGAAACAUGACGGUUACGAAUGAAAGUACAGGAGCAAAAGCCUUGGUAGAAUUUAAACAAAAGGGUAUGUUUGGAGGUAGAAGCGAAGAUGUAGGCGUGGAAGCAUAUGAUGGGGAAGGAAAACAUACGGGGAUUAGUCUCCAGGGAAACUGGACCAGUUCGCUCAAACUGGUCGAAGCGGGACGUUCCGGGACGGAGAUCUGGAAAGUGGGAGAGCUGGUGGAUCAUGCGGCGAGCUGUUAUGGGUUGACGACCUUUGCGGCGCAACUUAAUGAAAUUACGGAGAUUGAGAUGGGGAAGUUGGCGCAGACGGAUAGUAGGUUGAGGCCGGAUCAGAGGGCUGCCGAGGGCGGGAGGUUGGAUGAGGCGGAAGAUGUUAAGGCGAAGUUAGAGGAGGCGCAGCGUAGGAGGAGGAGGAGUAUGGAGGAGAGGGGGGAACAGUGGAGGGCGAAGUGGUUUGUUAAGGUUGAGGGGGGUGUGGAGGAAGAAGGGGAAGAGGUGUGGGGAUUGAAGGGAGGGAAGGAUGGGUAUUGGGAAGAGAGGGAGAGGGUUGCGAGGGGAGAGGGAGGAUGGAAGGGAGAGAGUGUUUUUGAGGUUUAG